Molecule: messenger RNA, 366 nt
Organism: Theileria annulata
Lineage: Eukaryota; Apicomplexa; Aconoidasida; Piroplasmida; Theileriidae
Exons: 4
Coding region: 1-366 (121 amino acids)
Source: RefSeq, a predicted model, not a curated record
AUGAAUUUUUCAAGAAAAUUAUUUAAAAAUAUACCAAUUCCAAAAUUUACACAAAAUCGUCUCAAUCGAAGAAAUAAUAUGGCAGAACAAGAUCGUGCUAUUUUUUAUUAUACUAAUUUAAUUUCUAUUAUUAUUACAACAUUACCAAUUGCAUAUUUAUUCAAAAAAAAUUAUUGGAGUAGUGAAGAUCAAAUGAAAUUAGAUCAUGUUUUAAGUACUUUAGGUGCAGCAAGAAUUGUACUGGAAUUUUCCUCCGUAACGGAGCUUGCUACAAUAGUACCAGUAGUUCCUUUAGGAGUAAUAUUAGUAGUACUAUCCUUAUUAGUCUUAAUUACAGUAGUCCUUAAGUACUCCUUAAGUAGUUAA